Messenger RNA from Physella acuta, 2297 nucleotides. Its product is annotated as protein c-Fos. The record is from RefSeq and is a predicted model, not a curated record. Lineage: Eukaryota; Metazoa; Mollusca; Gastropoda; Physidae. Gene Ontology annotation, cellular component: nucleus. Gene Ontology annotation, molecular function: DNA-binding transcription factor activity, RNA polymerase II-specific; RNA polymerase II cis-regulatory region sequence-specific DNA binding. Gene Ontology annotation, biological process: regulation of transcription by RNA polymerase II.
UUCACAUCAGCUGUGGGAUAAGUUACCACACCGUGGGACUGAUACGUUGGGCACAGCAUCAAAGUUAUAACUGUCUUAUUUCUGUGGACAUUUUUUUUUGCCAAGUGGAUUCUGGGUAUCAAAUAGGAAGUGACUCCAGCUUGUGUUGGUUUAUGUGUAUUAUGGUCAAGAGUUUUAUCGUCCAACCGCUUUCUUCGAUAUCAUUGGAUAGCAUCAGACAACGAAAAGUCGGGGAAACAAAACUGACCAAUGAGCGCAAGCCCCGGAAGUCGAGUUGACCUCAAGUCCGGUCUGCGCUGUUCUAUAAUGGCCAAGAGACGAGCGCAGGGGUUGGCUGAUAUUAAGCCGGAAUUUAACCGGCAAGAACCGGUGGAGAUGAGCCCUGAGGAGAGAGAGAAGAGAGAGAGACGGAGAGAACAGAACAGACGGGCGGCUCAGCGAUGUCGGACAAAGAAAAGAAUGAACCAGUUCAGUGUCAUUCAGAACUUUGAGAACAUCUUCCAGCACAACGUGGAGCUGCGACAGGAAGUGGCCACCCUGCGGCAGGAACGUGACGGCCUGCAGAAGGUCCUGCAGGCCCUGCUAAACACCUGCACCUGUCAGAACAAAAUGGCCGCCAACGUCCCGCAAAGUCACCAGCUGACGUCACUGAAACAAAUGUCAUUCAUCCACGACCACAAUCCACAGACCAUCCACGACCACAAUCCACAGACCAUCCACGACCACAAUCCACAGACCAUCCACGACCACAAUCCACAGACCAUCCACGCUCCACCAGAUACCGAGUCAUCCUCUGGUUACCCAGCAGCCUUAGUUCAAUCCAUCCAGCACCUGGCAUCCAACAUCCAGCAACAGACAUCCAGCGCCCAUCAACAGACAUCCAACAUCCAGCCUAAGAAAUCCAUCAUCCAGCAUCCAACACCCGCCCCGCCUCAGGUAGAGCCCAACGAACUGUUCCCCCCAAAAGACUACCCGCCAUCUUGUGCCGACCACAGGUCUUCGGGUGGCAAACGUCCAGUGUUUGCCAGCAGCGUCACGCAGAUCUGCCCAGAUGUUCAGGGCCCAUCGGCCGUUCUAUUGACUGACACGGGCAAGCCCAGCUACCCACAGCUGUGCCAGCUCUCACCAGACAAGCCCAGCUACUUACAGCUGUCAGCAGACAAGCCCAGCUACCCAAAGCUGUGCCAGCUCCUGAACUCACACACCCUCCUGACCUUGACCCCAGAAUCUUACACACCUGACUCAAACUUCCUUCUGGAUCCACCCACAGCGACAUCACGUGAUCUGUCACGUGACUUCCGCAACGCGAGCACCUCGUCAGACGGCAGUUACCAUGACGACGCCACGAGUCUCCAGCAGGAGUUCCGCUCCGUGGAGGUGCCAGACCUGGACAUGGAUGACGUCUUUGUGGGCGGGGCUCCAGUCUAUGACGUCAACAACAAUGUGCCUUACGUGGCUGACACCGACCCCGCGGGGGAGGGGCUGGGGGGUGAGGAGGACGUCCUACACUACAUCAGUGACGUCACGGUCACGAUGGAGGACGUCGGCAGCUUCUUCAACCACAUGUCGGGCGGGGACUUCGACCUCAGCGGCAGCGCCGAGUUCAACAACGACUACAGCAGCUACUAGACGUCUCACUGGCUGGGGUGUCACGGCUGGGGUGUCACGGCUGGGGUGUCACGGCUGGGGUGUCACGGCUGGGGUGUCACGGCUGGGGUGUCACGGCUGGGGUGUCACAUUUUAAAUCAUUCAUGUCAUCAAACAUCGCCAUUACAUUUCAGUAUUGCUUGAAUGUUCCGUGUAUGUUGUGUCUGUCUCUCUGUAUGUUGUGUCUGUCUCUCUGUAUGUUGUGUCUGUCUCUCUGUAUGUUGUGUCUGUAUGCGGUGCAACUGUUUUACAUGUGUACUUUGUGUUCAUUGUGUGUACUUUGUACAACUGUACAUUAUGUGUACAAUUCGUACACGCAUUCACCAGCAUUAUGCAAUCUUGGACAGCUCUCAGAUGGCGUAUAGUGAGAGGGGUAGUGACAUUUGACCACGGUUGUGGCAUUUGGCAUUUGGCCACGGCAGUGACAUCAGGGUAGUGACAUUUGACAAUGGGGUUGACAUUUGAAUAUUGCGCUGAAAAUGGACUUUGGCAGUGAACUUUGACUCUUAUUAUGACAUUUAUCUUUGUAGUGACAUUUGUCUACGACAAUGACAUUUCACUACAGACAUUUUCAUUUAGGGAUUAUCAUUCCGUAAAAUUUUAUUUUCAUUUAUAUCAAAUUUUCUAUUCUAUAUUGUAUUGAAAAAUCA